AUGUCGGCCGGACGCAAGGUCUUCCGAUGUGCCGUGGACGAGACGGCCCUAUCUACCAAUAUUAGCGAAAUCAAGAAAUGGACCACUAAUGGUGCUAUCGAUCUCGUGGUUCCUCUCUACAGACUUGCCGAUCUAACCAUCCUCCGAUUAGCACUUGAACGACUCCAUGCACUGAAACGAGCCGGAUCGCAGGUCGCUAUCAACGCCCGUGAAGCAGUCCGCUUCCUUGACCGGGUCACAUCCGGCAAAGAUCAUAUUGCUGCCGACCGAGUUCUCCUCCAGGGCCCCAUGGAGCAGUACGAGCGUUGGGAGGAGGCCGAGAAAUUCUUCCUACCGGAAUUCGAAGAAGAGCCCGAAGUGAUUGACGAGGCCCUUGCCAAUGAUGAGUCAGCGGUUGAACCCAGCGCCGAUGAUACUUUGACCAAGAACGAUUCGGAUGAUCUAUCGCAGAUGCUCUUGUCCAAGCUGAACUUCAAGAAGGACCCGGAGGCUGUAUCGAUCACCUCUGCCGGCACUCCCAGUGGGCCUGGAUCGCGCACGUCCUCUCGCAGCUCCCACACUAGCCCUGAGUGUGCCCAGCGUGAGUCUAGAAAUGGAAUAGCCAAGAAUGAUAAGACCAAGAGCAAGGCUGCUAGCCACCGGCGCACCACCUCUGGAUCCGUCAUCCCGACCGCACCACCCGCUCUGCGCCCAUUGCUGAGCGCCCUGCUCUGGCGGUUGCAUACCGGGCCCGAUGCCGAAAACUCUGCUAAGUCCUGCAUUCUUAUCUCCAAUGACCGUGCGACCCAGCUAUGGGCUCAGAAGUUUGGCAUUGGUGUCAAGAACAUUCUGCAGCUACGCACCGCUAUCCAGUACGAGGAGCGCGAGUACAAGAACCGCUGCAAAUACGUCGAGAAAACUCAGACUCAGCCCGCCGAGCCGAAGACCUUGUUGUCUUACGAGGAAGAAAGUGACGAGGAUGAGCUAGUGUUUGUCCCCCGCGGUCGUGGAAAAGGAACUCCCCGAGGUGGCUCGCGUGGUGGUGGUCUGCGAAAGGUUGCACCACCUCCCGCUGAGCCCACUGCUAUCGUGGAUGUUCCUACCAAGCCCAUCGACCCGGACUCUUUCAGCCGGUCUCUGAGCGGUGCAACCAAGACACCCCCUGUGGACUUAAGCAACCAACAGGGUGCUGCCGGUGCUACUGGUGGCUCCCGUGGUAAGGCUGGAGCCUCUCGCCGCUCGUCCAAUGGUCGCCGUGGUGGAUCUUCGCGCGGUGCACGAGGCAAUGGUCGUGGCCGUGGUAAGCUCUGGGUCCCUUGA
This is a messenger RNA of Penicillium digitatum Pd1, 1299 nucleotides long. The record is from RefSeq and is a predicted model, not a curated record. Lineage: Eukaryota; Fungi; Ascomycota; Eurotiomycetes; Eurotiales; Aspergillaceae.